Molecule: messenger RNA, 495 nt
Organism: Thlaspi arvense
Lineage: Eukaryota; Viridiplantae; Streptophyta; Magnoliopsida; Brassicales; Brassicaceae
Source: the annotation of a GenBank genome assembly
AUGUUCAACGAAAUCAUAAAAGCUACCAAGGACUUUGAUGCCAUGUUUUGCAUUGGGAGUGGAGGGUCUGGAACGGUUUACAAGGCCAAGUUGCCCUCAGGUAAUACAGUGGCUGUGAAGAAGCUUCAUGCAUUAUCGGACAAUGCUGAUCGAAAAGACUUUUUGUACGAGGUCAAAGCAUUAACAAAGAUUAAUUAUCGAAACGUAGUGAAGCUUUAUGGAUUUUGUUCACAUUCUAGGCACUCCUUUCUGGUUUUUGAGUACCUAGGAAUGGGACGCUUGGCUACGAUUUUGGGUAGUGAUGAAAAAGCGAGGUUGUUAGACUGGCCUAAAAGGAAGAAUAUCAUUAAGGAAGUGGCUCAAGCUCUUUCUUACAUGCACCAUGACUGCACACCGUCUAUUGUUCAUGGAGACAUUUCAAGCAAAAAUGUUCUCUUGAUGAGGAGUACAAAGCUCGUAUCUCAGACUUCGGCACUGCAAAGCUUUUGGAGCUAG